Mesoplodon densirostris (Blainville's beaked whale) is the source of this 1602-nucleotide messenger RNA. Its product is annotated as alpha-1,3-mannosyl-glycoprotein 4-beta-N-acetylglucosaminyltransferase-like protein MGAT4E. Gene Ontology annotation, molecular function: acetylglucosaminyltransferase activity. The record is from RefSeq and is a predicted model, not a curated record. NCBI's taxonomy places the organism in Eukaryota, Metazoa, Chordata, Mammalia, Artiodactyla, Ziphiidae. Gene Ontology annotation, biological process: protein N-linked glycosylation.
AUGGCGGCGAAGAGCCUGUCAAACUCAGGGCUGAGCGAGGGCAGUGCUCCCGCUGGUGUGACAGGAGCUGCCAUGCAGGGUUUCGCCCGGCACUGCUGCGUCACCUUGGUGGGCGGCGGGUUCCUGUGGCUCUUGUUCACUCUGAAAGUCCCCAGGGAAAUUGAAGACGACCAGAACAGGAUGACUAUUGAAGAGGACCAGGCGGUGCCUCUGCCAAGGCCGCAGGAGGGCAGUUAUAGGAGAAGGAAGGAUCUGGAGCCACUAGAAGACUGGCAGAAUCUCACUCUGGAAAAAACCCAGCAGAGAAAGAAGAGUGCGUUCCGAGGAGGGGACCGAGCAGCGAGGGCGGAAAGAGAGCCGGUGCCGCAGAGCAUCCACCCGGCCUGCCUGCGCGCUGACCGCGCCGCUGGCCGCCCUGGCGUGACUGACGCUCGGCACCUGCUCGAGGCGCCCCGGCCAGACCGCAGCGGCCUCCCGUACACGCCGCUCCCCGUCCGCGCCACCUCGAAGGUGCAGCAGAAGCGCCUCACGGUGCUGGCCCACCUGGCGGGCGCUGGCCUGACCUGGCUCAGGGAGACCGUCCUCCGCAUUUCCAGCCUCUUCGGCUCCCAGAUCUCGGUGGGGCAGCUGCUGCUGAUCUACACCCCGCCAGAGGCCUGUCCCCCGCAAGGGCGGCGUCGGGGCGGGGGCCUCUUACCAGGAGCCCUACUCCCAGUGGACCACGCCUUCCUCAUGAGCUGCGCCGCGAAGCUCUCGGAGUACUUCCUGCCGCUGGAGGACGACGCCUUGUGCGCCCCCAACUUCAUCAGCCACGUUCAGUGGAAAGUGGACACCCUGGGGUCCCAGCGCUGGGCGCUCCUGGAGUUCUCCAACCUGGGCUUCCUGGGCAAGCUCUUCCGCAGCGGGGCCCCGGUGCUGGUCCACUUCCUCCUCCUCUUCUACAGGGAGGAGCCCCUUGCCAGGCUCCUCCGUCACUUCCGCACCCUCCUGGCCCAGAAGGACCCGAUCCUCUGCAGACCGUUCCUGUUCUACCACCGGGUCCCCUACCAUGCACCGAACGACAGCCAGAAGGCCUCGGGCACGCAGAAAAAGAGCCCCUACGCCCCUGACAACCCACCAGGAGCCGUGUUAACCGACAUGAAGGUUUUUGAGGUCCAUCUCCCCUGGGAGGCCUACAAUCUGGACGAGUCCUUCUUUUGGACCCACAGUGUUAGCGCAGGGAACCCCCUGACGGCCAUCCUGAAGCACCCAGCAGACCUGAGGAGGGUGCCGGUGCUGACGGGCACCAGCGUGGACGGCAGGCACGCCCUGGAGAGGGGGCAGGCGGAGCCGGGCUACGAGCCCGAGGGGACGCCACGGCGCUGCGCCAGCCUCACCUUGCUGGGCCAGCUCCUGGAGGGGCGGCGGGAUCAGGAGGUCGUUGCACAGAGCGUGGGGCACGCGGUGAGCUGCCUGAGGCUGGUGGCUAGCACUAACCAGGUGGGUGGGCUCAGCAUCAGGCACAUCUACCUCUGGGAGGAACAUGCCAGGGACGUGGGGGCAGCUCAGGAGGAAGACAACAAGACGAUGAAAAAUUACAACCUUGCAGCUAUGUCAUUCUAG